Molecule: messenger RNA, 1915 nt
Organism: Andrographis paniculata
Lineage: Eukaryota; Viridiplantae; Streptophyta; Magnoliopsida; Lamiales; Acanthaceae
Product: putative pectinesterase/pectinesterase inhibitor 45
Exons: 3
Coding region: 1-1755 (584 amino acids)
Biological process (GO): cell wall modification
Molecular function (GO): pectinesterase activity; pectinesterase inhibitor activity
Source: RefSeq, a predicted model, not a curated record
AUGGCGUUCCAAGAUUUCGACCUAAUUUCGCAGCGCCGGGAGCAGCAGCGCAAGCAGAAGAUCCGUCGCCGGCUAAUGAUCGCCUUAACCGCCACAUUCAUCGUCCUCCUCCUCGCCGGCGCCGCCGUCGGCGUCGUAAUGUACAAAAACAGUCAGGCCGCCGGCGAGGACCACUCCAGCGACGACGGCAAGAAGUCGCCGCCAGAAACCGGCACGAAAUCCGUCGCGGCGGAGACCAAAGCCGUCAAGACCGCCUGCGCCGCCACCGACUACGCCAAGACAUGUGAAGGUGGCCUCGAAAAAGCCGUCGUCAAGAGCUCCGGCGACAACCUGGCUCACGACAUCCUCAAGGCCGCGCUCUCCGUCGCCGCCGACGGCGUCAAGACGGCGACAGAGAAGUCGUCGAGCCUCAAGCUCGACGGAAACGGCGGCCUAAAGGAGGCGGCGUACGAGGAUUGCAUGGCGCUACUUCGCGACGCGCGGGACGAGAUCAGCGACGCGAUUGCCGCUGUCGAAUCUGAAGGCGUUGGGAAAUUUUCCUCCGUGAAGCCGGAUCUCGACUCCCGGUUGAGCGCCGCGUUGUCGUACCAACAAACAUGCGUCGACGGUUUCCCCGACGGCGAGGCGAAGAAGGCGAUGGAGAAGUACCUGAAGACCGCGAAGGAGCACGGUAGCAACGCGUUGGCGAUCGUUUCGCAAUCAUCGUCGUUGUUGUCAAAGUUGAGCUCGUCGAGAAAGCUUUUGGCGGCGGAUGAUUCCGGAUUGCCAUCAUGGAUGCAUCCGGAAGCGCGGUUGCUAAAGUCGGAUUCAACGAAAUUCACGCCAAAUGUUACCGUCGCUAAAGAUGGGAGCGGUAAUUUCUCGACGAUCAACGAGGCUUUGAAGGCAAUGCCGAAGACUUAUAAAGGACGCUACGUUAUCUACGUGAAAGAAGGUGUGUAUGACGAGAGCGUAAAUGUAUCCAAGGCCAUGACGAAUGUGACAAUGUACGGUGACGGAUCGCAAAAAAGCAUCGUCACCGGAAGCAAGAGCUUCGCCGAUGGAGUGACCGCUCUUCAAACCGCGACAUUCGUCGUCUUCGGCGACGGCUUCAUGGCCCAAUCCAUCGGAUUCCGCAACACUGCCGGCCCCGACAAGCAUCAAGCGGUGGCGCUACGUGUCCAAGCUGAUCGUGCUAUAUUCGUCAACUGCCGAAUGGAGGGCUACCAAUCGCCCCUCCUAGCCCAAUCCCGGCGCCAAUUCUACCGAAGUUGUUACAUCACCGGCUCCAUCGACAUCAUCCAAGGCGAUGCGGCGGCCGUCUUCCAAAACUGCGUGAUCUACGUCCGAAAAGGCAUCGAGAGCCAACCAAACACCGUGACGGCCCAAGGUAGGACCGACCGGCACGAGACCACCGGAUUCGUGCUCCAAAAUUGCAAGAUCCUCGCCGACAAAGAACUCGAGCCCGCGAAGGACAAGUUCAAGAGCUACCUCGGCCGGCCGAUGCAACCCUACGCCCGAACCGUCGUGAUGGAAUCCGAGAUCGGCGACGUUAUCGAGGCGGAGGGAUGGAUCGAGGGCCCGAACAAUGCGACGUUCGUCGAGUACAAGAAUGAGGGCGCCGGAUCGAAGACGGCCGGGAGGGCGAAGUCGGAACAGUACAAGUUUGAUGUUGGAAAAGACGAGGUUUUGAAGUUUACAGUUGGGGCAUUUUUGCAAGGGGAGAGUUGGAUCAAGAAUGGUGAUGUUCCUGUCAAGUUUGGGAUGUUCCAUUGAUGGAAAGCUUUGAAGGUUUUGUGUGAUCAAUAAUGGAGGAUCAUCAUCAAUUUGGGCUUGUGAAAAUUGCAAGUUGUGGUGAUGUGAAAAAAGUUCAUCAAGAAAAUGAUAUAUAUGAAAGAGAGUGGAUUCUAUUGUGUUUGUGUUUUUCAAUCUUACA